Molecule: messenger RNA, 2017 nt
Organism: Grammomys surdaster
Lineage: Eukaryota; Metazoa; Chordata; Mammalia; Rodentia; Muridae
Product: guanylate-binding protein 4-like
Exons: 10
Coding region: 18-1874 (618 amino acids)
Molecular function (GO): GTPase activity; GTP binding
Source: RefSeq, a predicted model, not a curated record
AAGGAACCACAGUGGGCAUGGCAUCAGGAGUCCCUUUGUGCCUCAUUGAGAAUGUGAAAGGACAACUGAUAGCCAAUCAGAAGGCUCUGGAGAUCCUGACAACCAUCACACAGCCAGUGGUUGUGGUGGCAAUCAUGGGCCUCUACCGCACAGGCAAAUCCUACCUGAUGAACAGGCUGGCUGGGAAGAGAACAGGAUUCUCUCUGGGCUCCACUGUGCAGUCUCAGACUAAGGGGAUCUGGAUGUGGUGUGUGCCUCAUCCCCAGAAGCCUGACCACACCUUAGUUCUGCUUGACACCGAGGGCCUGGGAGAUGUGGAGAAAGGUGACAACCAGAAUGACUGCUGGAUCUUUGCCCUGGCUAUUCUUCUAAGUAGCACUUUUGUGUACAACAGUAUGGGAGUCAUCAACCAGCAGGCCAUGGACCAGCUGCACUAUGUGGCAGAGCUUACAGAUAGGAUCCGAGUAAAAUCCUCACCUGACCACAGUGAUGGGGUUGAAGACUCAGCUGAAUUUGUGAGCUUCUUCCCUGACUUUGUGUGGACUCUGAGGGAUGUGACACUAAGACUUGAAGCAGAUGGACAAAGCCUCACAGCAGACGAGUAUCUGGAGAAUUCCUUGAAGCUCAAGAAAGGUAGCAGUGAAGAAGAUAAAAAUUACAACCUGCCUCGGCUCUGUAUUCGAAAGUUCUUCCCCAAGAGGAAAUGUUUUGUCUUCUAUCCACCUGCUCAGUGGAAGAAGCUCUCUGAGCUAGAGUGCCUGCAUGAUGAUGAGCUGGAUUCUGACUUUGUGAAACAGGCAGAAGAUUUCUGUUCCUUCAUCUUCAGCUCUUCUAAAGCUAAAACUCUGCCAGGAGGCAUCAAGGUCAAUGGAGCUCGACUGGGAAUUCUAGUGCAGACCUACGUGGAUGCCAUUGGCAGUGGGACUGUUCCUUGUCUGGAGAAUGCAGUGACAACCCUGGCCAUGUGUACAAACUCAGCAGCUGUGCAGAAGGCAGCUGACCACUACAGUGAGCAGAUGUGCCAGCAACUGAGGCUUCCCACAGACAUGCUCCAGGAGCUGCUGGAUGUGCAUGCAGCCUGUGAGAAGGAAGCCUUAGCUGUCUUCAUGGAGCACUCCUUCAGGGAUGACCAGCUGGAGUUUCAGGAGCAGCUCAUGGUCACCAUAGAAGAAAGGGAGGAAACUUUCAUGCGACAGAAUGAAGCAGCAUCUCUCAGUCACUGCGAAGCUGAACUGGACAAGCUCUCAGAGUCCCUGAGGGAGAGCAUCUCAUGUGGGGCUUUCUCUGUCCCUGGGGGCCACAGUCUUUACCUAGAGGCCAGGAAGAAGGUUGAGCAGGACUAUGAUCGAGUGCCCAGGAAGGGAGUGAAGGCAAGUGGGGUCUUCCAGAACUUCCUGAAGUCACAGAUCACUGUGGAAGAGUCCAUCUUGAAGUCAGAUAAAGCCCUCACUGAAAGUCAGAAAGUUCUGGAAGCCGAGAAGGCCAAGAAAGAGGCGGCUGAGAAGGAACUGGCGGUGAUUAGACAGCAACAAAAGGAGAAUGAGGAAAAGAUGGAAGCUCUAAAGAUAAGCAUCUCAGAAACCAUGGCCCAGAUAAAGGAGAAGAUGGAGAUAGAAAUGGAGAACCUUCUGAGAGAUCAAGAGAGGGUUCUGGACCUGAAGAUGAAGGCACUAGAAAAACUAGUUCAUGAAGGACUUGAGGAGCAGUGUGAUGACUUGAAAAAGGAAAUAAAACGAAUAGAAGAAAAUAUCAAAGCCAUGAAAGAGAAGUCUUCUCUGAAGUUGGAGUUCCUUAAUGGAACUCAAGAUUUUUGCCAUGAACUACUAUUGAACGUAUUCAGCUCAGAGAUUAAAAGGGCACUGAGGAAAAUGUGAUGUAAGCCAGUAAGCAGGACUCCUCCACGGCCUCAGCAUCAGUUCCUGCCUCCAGAUUCCUGCUGUCAGUUUCUGCCCUGAUGUUCCUCAUUAAUGGAGUACAGCCCAAGAGUUACAGCAUGAAAUAAACUGUUUCCUCCUUA